CACCACUAAGAUUGCACUCAAGUGUAACUGGACCAAAAUUCUGGACACUCAACGCAAAUAUUAUAAAAACAAAUAAACAAAUAACUGCUGACAUGGUAGAGGCUCAAUCUGUACAUUAUUUGUCUGUGUGUUUUAUUAGAUACAGUUUUUGAGCCGAGACUCACAAUGACCUCUACGGACAGUUGGACAAUCUUGUCUCUGAUGUCCUGCGUGUCCUGCAGUACGUGUCUUGCUGCCUCCCUUGUGGUCAUUCUGCUUUUCUACUACCUGUUCAGUUCCAGAAGUGUUGAGCCAAACAACGAUGACUGGUCAAGACUUGGUGUGACCUAUCCUAACCUGCCAAGUCGAUUUUUCGCGGGAACUAACUUUCGGCAACAAGUAGCACUGCUCAUUGAACAAUAUGGCGACAUUGUUGGCUUGAAGAUCACUAGCCGUAUGUGGCUGCUUACUACUAAUUUAGAUCUCCUGCGGACCAUAAUGAUCAAGGACUUCAACAACUUCGUAGACAGGGCUGAUAAGCUCAACUCAAACACACCCCUGGCCAGGUGUUUGUUCUUCGCUAGGGGCAACGACUGGCGGCGCCAUCGGCAGGUUGUCUCACCGACAUUCAGCUCUGGCAAGCUAAAAUACAUUUCCAAAUCUGUAGACGUUUCGGCUAAGAGAUUGGCCGACUACCUGGCCCAGUGUGCUCAAGACGGAACUGUUGUGCCAAUUAAAGACGCCAGCGCGCGAUAUUCUUGCGAGAUCAUUGCCAAGGUGGCUUUCGGAUUAGACGCAAAGUUUGUGAAGAAAGAAAGCUCGGAGUUUUACGAACACGGUAAGAACAUGUUGGUUCUCAACCCCGGAAGCAUUACGAGUUUUAUUCUUAUGUUAAUGCACAGAGUUCCAAAACUGGUUUACACCUGCAAUAAGAUCUUUAGAUCCGUUCAGCUGUUUGAGGCGGUGAAUCUGAAAGCCAACUCUUACUUUCAGGACAUUUUAACGUCCACCAUCGAGGCAAGAAGGAGAAACAAGAGUUCUGAGUCUGACCAGAAACACGUGGACUUCCUGGAUCUUCUGCUCAAAGCUAACGACAACAUCAAAGCCGGACGGCAGGACACUGAGGACGAAGGAGUCAGUCACGAGAAGAUUGAUCUGAGCAAAGGACUUGACGAUGAGGAGGUCAUAGGGCAGUCCAUGCUGGUCAUCUUUGCUGGACUAGAGACUACAGCCACUUCUCUUCAGAUGUGUUUAUUUGAACUGGCCAAACAUCAGGAAAUUCAGGAAAAAGUCUACGAAGAAAUCACAAGUGUCCUAGCGAAUGAAACACCAACCACUGACGACCUUCAGAAGUUGCACUACACAGAAUGUGUCAUUAGCGAGACUCUUAGGCUCCACCCACCUAUCCCAACUAUCAACCGGAAGGCCAAAGAAACACGGACGUACAAUGGCAUCACUAUCCCUAAAGGAGCUUGCAUCAUGAUCCCUUUCUGGCAUAUCCUGACGGAUCCCAAACUAUGGCCGGAGCCCCAUAAAUUCGACCCUGAGAGGUUUUCUCAGGAGGAAAAGGCCAAGCGUGACCCCAUGGCUUUCAUCUGUUUCGGUCAGGGUCCGAGGCUAUGUCUGGGCAUGCGCUUGGCAUAUCUAGAGCUGAAACAGGCGCUGGUUCAUGUUCUGAGGAGGGUGAAGGUCGUGCUGAACGACAAGACGGAGCCCAAAUUGGGCUGUGAUGUCGAGGUCAAACAAUUUGGGCUCUUGACGCCUGUCAAACCAGUUCUUUUGGCGUUUGAGAAAAGAGAAAGUGGAGCGUCCCAUUAGGACAAGCAGCGCCCCAGGGACUGUCAAAUGAAAAUCUUUGACGAAACUAGUGUGAUGGCCAUAUUUAGAUUAUUGAAAUAAAUGAUAUGUUUUUUGUCAUUUGUUAA
Molecule: messenger RNA, 1904 nt
Organism: Biomphalaria glabrata
Lineage: Eukaryota; Metazoa; Mollusca; Gastropoda; Planorbidae
Product: cytochrome P450 3A11-like
Exons: 4
Coding region: 166-1797 (543 amino acids)
Molecular function (GO): oxidoreductase activity, acting on paired donors, with incorporation or reduction of molecular oxygen; heme binding; iron ion binding
Source: RefSeq, a predicted model, not a curated record